UGGUGACCGUUCCCAGGGUGGCGGCUGGAGGUGAGAGAGGGAGAGAGAGGUGGGGACGGGGAUUUACACUUACCGCUGUGGGUGACAGAGGGUCGGGUCUCGGCCUUUUCCCGGUGACCGAGGCGGAUCCGUUCCCGCUUGGAGUAGAACUUGUGAGCCGAUGAAACAGAAUUGGCAAUGCCAAUAGCAAGCAGCCUGAUACCAUCCCGGUUUCUGACACUUGUGGCUCAUUUAAUCAUUGUCAUCAACAUCUUCUGGUCCAGGGAGAACAAUGUCCUGGCUUGUCUCCCUCCAAGCUACACCGCUCGCCAGUAUCAAAGCCGUGACACAGAAUUAAUUGUGGCAUUAUCGGUGACUCUGGGCAUGUUUCUAAUUGAGCUGCUGGGUUUCUUCUCUGGAGUCUCCAUGUUCAACAACACCCAGAACCUCAUUUCUAUUGGAACACAUGCCAGUGCCUCAGUCGCUCUCCUCUUUUUCCUCUUUGAGCAGUGGUCGUGCAGUACAUAUUGGUGGAUAUUCGCUUUCUGCAGUACUCUUCCAGCAUGUAUUGAAAUUGUCCUUAUGGUCGCAGUGUUUGGGAUGAAGAAGAAGCCAUUGUGAGCGUGCUGAAAACCCACAUUAAAAAACUGGAAUCAGCCACUGAAGUAACAAGAAUAUUGGAACACCUGAUCCAAUGCAAUGGAUCCGCGCUCAGGACUGUACAGACGAUAUCAGCAACAGUUGUAGAACUUUAACACCAGGCUACAUUACAGAGCAUGUAUAUCACAGUCUGCAUUAUAGAACCUUUAUAUCCCCCUCUUCAUUAUAAAAAGUAUCCACCUCAUGUUCCAUUUUAGAUCUUGUACAUCAUAUGCACCAUUAUAGAAUCUGCAUCACAUGCUUCAUUAUUGAACAUGUUUUUCAGCUUCUCCAUUUCAGUACAUAAAUAUCACAGCCUACAUUAUGGAACUGUAUACUGGCACUUAUAUCACAGUUUACAUUCUAGAGUAUAUAUAUAUACUAACAUCUCUUGUCGAACAUGUAUUAUCAGUCUUCAUUAUAGAAAGUGUACAUUGCCAUCUUCACUAUAGACUAUAUGUCCAACUCACUGAUCACAGUAUGGAAUAACUAAGGAGAAGCCAGGCCCUUUGCUACUCAGAUUGUCACCUGCUUCCACAGAUGCUGCAGCACAUGCAAACAGAAGUUCUGUAGGAGUGUGAUAAACUCUCCAGUAAAUCAAAAAUUAGCAACAGAUCCAACUACUUCCCUGUUGGAUGUUGGAAUGACUCAAUGCGGUACUGAGCUAUCAGGGGAGUAAAUGGUACAUCUGCCCCUACCACAGUACUGAAAUAGCUCUUAUCAAAGUCACAAAUUAUAUUAAGUGACAGUUACAAAAGUAAACUUCUUCACCCAUCUUGAUCUGUCAGCAGCCUUGACAUGGUUGACCACACCAUCCUCCUCCACUGUCAUACAGCUGGGUGGGACUGCUCUCAUGUGGUCCCAUUCAAAUCUAAUUGCAGCCAGAGAAUCAAUUUCAAUGGCUUAUCUUCCUAAUCCUGAACCGUUAUCUCUGGUGUCCCCCAAAGAUCUACACUUGGGGGCCCCCUCCAAUAUCUUGUCCUUGGCGACAUCAUCCAAAGGCACAGUGUUAGUUUUCACAUGUAUCCUGACAAUACCCAGCUAUACUUCACCACCACAUCCCUUGACUUGCUUAUCCGAUAUCUAGUACUGGAUGAGGAGAAAUUCCCUCCAAUUAAAUAUUGGGCAUAUUGUUUUCGGUAUCCACUCCAAACCCUGUUCCCUAGCUACUAACUGCAUCCCUCUCUCUGGUUGUGAUUAAGCCUUGGUUUGACAUUUGAUCUCAAGAUGAAGUUUUGAUCGGAUAAUCAUUCCAUCACAAAGACUGCCUAUUUCUACCUGCAUUACAUCUCCAGACUUCACCCCUGUCUCAGCUCAUGCGCGCUGAAACUGUCACUCAUGCUUUUGAUCCCUCUAAACUCAACUAUUUCAAUCUGAUCCUGUCUGAUCUCCCACAUUCUAUCACAGAUGUGUUAGGGAGAAGGAGGCCAUUCGGCCCAUCGUCUCUGCAUUGGCACUCUUAGCAUUAUGACUCAGUGCCAUUCUCCUGCCUUUUCCCUGUAACA
Messenger RNA from Carcharodon carcharias (great white shark), 2123 nucleotides. RefSeq names its product transmembrane protein 107 like (gene tmem107l). The transcript has 6 exons. Gene Ontology annotation, biological process: non-motile cilium assembly; protein localization to ciliary transition zone. Lineage: Eukaryota; Metazoa; Chordata; Chondrichthyes; Lamniformes; Lamnidae. Gene Ontology annotation, cellular component: MKS complex. The coding region runs from base 178 to 600 and encodes 140 amino acids. The record is from RefSeq and is a predicted model, not a curated record.